Molecule: messenger RNA, 762 nt
Organism: Phaeoacremonium minimum UCRPA7
Lineage: Eukaryota; Fungi; Ascomycota; Sordariomycetes; Togniniales; Togniniaceae
Product: putative gnat family acetyltransferase protein
Exons: 1
Coding region: 1-762 (253 amino acids)
Molecular function (GO): acyltransferase activity, transferring groups other than amino-acyl groups
Source: RefSeq, a predicted model, not a curated record
AUGGCUCUCCGCGUCGCACCAGUCGAGCUGUCGGACUUCGAUAGCUUCGUCUCCGAUGCGUCAAAGUACGCUCCGGGCGAUGACCUUGUCGCACCGCCCAACCCGGUCGCAUGGCCGGUCAGCACGCGGCCCGAGGCCGAGCAGCGGGCGCGGCGCUGCUUUGCGCUGCAGAGGCGCCGUUUCCUCGAGGACCCGACGGUCAGGUUCCUGAAAGUGGUCGACGACAGCCCCGAAGGUGGCGGCGGCGGCGGCGGCGCCGUCGUCGCCGUGGCUCGCUGGCACUACUACGAGGGCGGCUACAAGUACGAGCGUGAGGCGCACUGGGAGAUGGCGCCCCUGAACACGGCGGAGGGCGAGGACGGCGAGGUCGGCGAGGGCGAGAGCUACCCGCCGCCGAACUUCAACGUGCGCCUCCACAACCACAUCCUCACGGAGCGGGACUCGUUCCGCGAGCAGUGGAUUCCGAGCAGGAAGCCCUGCUGGAUCUUGAUGCACCUCGUCACGAGGCCGAGUCAAAGGAGGAAGGGCGCGGCGGGCUUGUUGAUCCGAUGGGGAAUGGAGCGCUCGCGGGAGUCCGGCGUGCCUGCGUACCUAGAGGCGGGGGUUCAGGGAAAGCCCGUGUAUGAGCGCUUCGGGUUCGUGGUCGUUGGCGAGGAGAGAAGGGUCAGCCUGGAAGGAUUAGGUGAAGUCUAUAUGGGCUUAAAGGAGUUUGUCAUGGCGAAUAUGAAGUGGGAUCCAAGCAUUGCUGGACCCGGACAGUGA